Tachysurus vachellii is the source of this 4244-nucleotide messenger RNA. RefSeq names its product fatty acyl CoA reductase 1 (gene far1). Gene Ontology annotation, molecular function: alcohol-forming very long-chain fatty acyl-CoA reductase (NADP+) activity. Lineage: Eukaryota; Metazoa; Chordata; Actinopteri; Siluriformes; Bagridae. Gene Ontology annotation, cellular component: peroxisome. Gene Ontology annotation, biological process: long-chain fatty-acyl-CoA metabolic process. The transcript is spliced from 12 exons. The record is from RefSeq and is a predicted model, not a curated record. Bases 166 to 1722 code for a protein of 518 amino acids.
GCUGCUCUCUGACGCUAAGCUAAUGCUAACGCUGGAACUCCUGAGGCAAGGCGGAUGCGUGUGGCAUCGGUUGUUGAAGUGAACCUGUGUCGUGUCGUGUUGUUUAUAAACGCAGGAGCCCAGGGUGGAGUAUAGUACAUAUCUGAGAGUUUCGGGACGUUCAGGAUGGUAACCAUUCCAGAAUACUACACAGGGAAGAACGUGCUGAUCACCGGCGCAACGGGCUUCAUGGGCAAAGUGCUGCUAGAGAAGCUGCUGCGCUCGUGCCCCAGUAUCAGAAUGGUCUACGUGCUCGUGCGGCCCAAAGCGGGUCAGUCUCCGAGGGCCCGUGUCGCUGACAUGAUCAACUGCAGGCUUUUUGACAGAUUGAGAGAAGAGCAGUCUGAUUUUGCCGAGAAGAUCGUGGCGGUGAACAGUGACCUGACGCAGCCUGAGUUAAACCUCAGCAAAGAGGACCAGGACAUGCUAAAAGAGCACAUCAACAUCGUCUUCCACUGCGCCGCGACCAUCCGCUUCAACGAGCCGCUCAAAGAUGCCAUGCAGCUGAACGUCUUGGCCACACAGAAGAUGCUGAGUCUUGCCCACGGGAUGAAGCACUUAGAGGUGUUUAUUCACAUCUCCACGGCAUACGCUAACUGUGACCGAGAGCUCAUCGAGGAGGUCGUCUACCCCCCGCCUGUCGACUACAGGAAGCUCAUCGACACGCUGGACUGGAUGGACGAUAAGCUGGUGGGUGUGAUGACCCCGAAGCUGCUUGGUGAACGACCCAACACCUACACCUACACCAAAGCCCUGGCUGAGUACCUGGUGCAACAGGAGUGCGGGAACCUCAACGUGGCCAUCGUCCGGCCUUCUAUAGUAGGAGCCAGCUGGAAAGAGCCCAUUCCUGGCUGGAUAGAUAACUUCAAUGGGCCGAGUGGAAUAUUCAUUGCUGCAGGGAAAGGUAUCCUACGCACCAUGAGAGCCUCUAACAGCGCUGUGGCUGACCUCGUGCCAGUCGACGUGGUCAUAAACAUGACACUGGCUGCUGCUUGGCAUUCAGGCUCACAGAAACACACCAGGCCGAGAAGUUUGUUGGUGUACAACUGCACAACCGGUUCAAUCAAUCCCUUUCACUGGGGUGAAGUCGAAUACUGUAUAAACAUGACGUUCAAGACGAACCCGUUAGAGCAGGCAUUCAGGCGCCCCAAUGUUAACCUGCGUUCCAACCCGUUUACCAAUCAGUACUGGACGACGGUGAGCCACACCAUUCCCGCGCUGCUCUACGACGCCUAUCUGUGGCUCACGGGGCAGAAGCCUAGGAUGAUGAAGACAAUCACGCGCCUUCACAAGGCCAUGAUGGUGCUGGAAUACUUCACCAGCCACUCAUGGAUGUGGAACACCGACAACGUCACCAUGCUCCUGAAUCAGCUUGGAGCUGAGGACAGGAAGGUGUUUAACUUUGACGUCAGACAGUUACACUGGGCCGAAUAUAUGGAGAAUUACUGCAUGGGCACGAAGCAGUAUGUGCUGAACGAGGAGUUAUCAGGCCUCCCUGCUGCACGCAAACAUCUCAACAAGUUGCGAAACAUCCGCUACACCUUCAACACCGUCCUGGUGAUCCUGAUCUGGCGCGUCUUCAUCGCUCGAUCCCAGAUGGCACGCAACAUCUGGUACUUCGUAGUCAGCCUGUGCUUCAAGUUCCUGUCCUACUUCAGGGCGUCCAGCACCAUGAGAUACUAAACCUCGUUCCUCUUUCUCGUCCCCUCCCUCACUCUUUUCUCUCGUCUUCUCUCUCUUUUCUUCGAUAGCUAUGCAUACGCUCCAGCUCUGGCCUCUAGCGCGCCUCCGUUAGGGUCAGAUCCCGGGGGCCGCUUUGUAGAAAUCAUGGCGCGUCACGUUUCCAGACCAGUCUGCGCAACCGUAAACGAUUCCGCGUUACAGUUUACAGACGUCUGUGACUCGUUUCCUGACUUUCCCCAUUCAAGCACAAGGUUGGAGAAUAGCGGCACGACGGCUAGUUCACUGCUUUGUGCCUCUUUCCUAUUUUAUCAUCGGUCCUUUAGGUUACCUCACGUGGUUCAUUUUUUAUUCCUUUGAUAACUUCUUUUUGACUAAACUUUAAUUAAGAAGGUCGCAGGUUGUCGGAACGUUUAAUUAUGCGAGGAACUCUCGUCUUUUUUUUUUUUUUUCUUUUCAGGUGGACUAGCACUAUAACGUUAAAGAGAUUUUGCGCUGACUCUCGUAUUGUUAGUAUUUUUUUUUUUUUUUACCUUCAGGAUUAUACAGGAAGAAUCUACCUGAACUGAAGUAUAUACCUGACCACAGCACAAGCUUUCUCUAGGUUUUUCCACCAAACCAAACUUCUAGUUAAGGUUUCAUCUUCUAAACGUGUAAAUACACAGAUUUACUAAUCAUUAUGAUUCGCUAACUCACUAUUCUGAUUCUUGUUCUUUGUUGUCGUCGUCGUCGUCGUCGUCGUCAAGCACUUAAACACACGAGUUUAACUCAGCGCUGUGAAUAAGAAGUAGGAUUUUUUUUUUUCACAGCAGCAGCUACAGAGGCUCAGUUCAUAGACCAGCUGCGUCUGGGUUGCAUAUCGUGCCUGAAUGUUGAAAAGCAAUUCUAGGUUUUUCUAAACCGUUUGUGUACCAUUUUAGAUCACACUCUCAUUACCAAGCAUUACUAGUCGGUGGAGUCAGGGGCUGGUUAUUUAUGACGGAAAUAGACUUCGGGUCCUCUGAUGUAUAAUGUGCUCGGCUUACAGACGCUUCGUGUUUCUCUACCAUUUCUUGGCUGCUCGGCUCACGUUUCUGCGAACGGAAGCCGGUCCCGACGGCCCGGACACUGUAACGUCUAAAAGUUUAAAACGUGAGCUUUUAAUGCUUUCUGUGGUGUGAAAGUAAAGCUUCUUGAUUUUCCUGCUGUGUGUAGAAUGUUUUUCCCCAAACAGCAGCUGGGAAAACACUAGACCUUGUCGUGCUGAGCCCAAGAGGAAUUUCACCCGGGACAUGGAUUCGUCUGUAUAUACAGGGCUGGGAUCGGGGUUUGUGGGGUGCUAUAACUUUUGCAAAACACAAAUUAAAAGCUGUAAUUGGCAUCCAGGUGUUUUUUUGUUUGUUUGUUUGUUUUAAGUGACACCUAUGAAGCUGAUACCAAAGCUUCAUUUACUGCGAAAACAGAACCCCAAAACAAACGACAUGUAAGAUCAAGCGUGGAGAUCAGCGCAGGAAACGAAUGACCAGCGUGGUGCAGUUUAAACUGACCUCCAGGGACAAACCGUAACACCCUCAAACUCCACGUUCAUCGUCACAGUAAAGAUUAUAAAAAAAUAUCCCUUCUUUGUUUUUUAGGGGGUUUCGGUGAAAUCCGUACUACGACUUUAAACGAAAGGGAAAAAAGGUUACCUUAAAAUCUCUCUGUAGAAAGUGACGAAGCUCCGACGCCGGAGUUUGUUCAUUGUUCUGUUUAUUCUGUUUAUCGUAAAGCUUCAAUUAGAGUUUUUUGCCAAUUAGCUGUUACCAUAGAAACAAAAAAUAAAAAAAACUAUGGCUGUCUCUGACCAAUCAGAUUCAAGCAGCUAAAUUUAAAACUGUCGUAUUCAGCUUUCUGACCACUCGAGCAGCACGUGACGGAGGAAACCCGCUCGAUCGAACCGGUACGACGGACUGCGGACAGAUCAGGAUCGAACAAUUAACUCAGCUACGCCUUUAAUUUCCGAUAACGUGCGUAAUUAUAAUAUAAUAAUAUAAUUAUAACGAUCGCAAUCAGUCUGAUGACUUUAAUGAGCGUAGAUCUGUGUGAAUUAUGAAUGAUCUGUUUCAAAUCCAUUUCGGGUGAAAUUCCUCUCGGAUAACCGAUGCCAGAAUUUUCCUCUUGCUCCGAUUCUGUUGCUCGGGUCUCGUCCUCGUUUCAAAGGGCGUCACACAGCUGUGAUCUUCUCACAGCUCUCCCUCCUGCUGAUGAAGCACAUCCGAUCCCGAGGCCUCGACCAAGCCAACACACACUCAUCGCCCUGUUCUCGCCUCGUCUCCGUCGCCCUAGUAAUCACGACAUCACUCCUGAUAUCGCUUAUCAUGCUGUUUUUUUUUUGUUUGUUUGUUUGUUUGUUUGUUUGUUUUUUACACUUCUAAUUGUUAAAUGCCACAGAAGUUGAUGUCGAAUUUGUGUGUGUGAGUGUGGGGGUUGGGGUGGGGGGUGUACAUUGGAUGCCUUGUAUUUGUAAACCAAAUAACUGGAAUAAAUGACGUGAAAUGUCACCAUAA